Molecule: messenger RNA, 2112 nt
Organism: Malania oleifera
Lineage: Eukaryota; Viridiplantae; Streptophyta; Magnoliopsida; Santalales; Ximeniaceae
Product: tyrosine N-monooxygenase
Exons: 2
Coding region: 73-1704 (543 amino acids)
Molecular function (GO): oxidoreductase activity, acting on paired donors, with incorporation or reduction of molecular oxygen; monooxygenase activity; heme binding
Source: RefSeq, a predicted model, not a curated record
CCUACAUGCACGUCGAACGCAGCCCAUCCCUACGGUUCUAUCUUCCUCUUUCCCAAUACACUCUGUAGGGAAAUGGCUGCCACCGCGGCCGCCACAAUCACCACCACCAUCUCCUCCUCCUCCUCCUUAACAACCAUAACUGCACUUCUUCUCAUGGCACUGCUCUUUGCUCUCAACAUGUUUAAAAUUCGACUUAAAACUCGUAACAAAGCCAAACAACUCCAACUCCCUCCCGGACCAGUCCCAUGGCCUCUUGUGGGCAAUGUCCCCGAAAUGCUAAGGAGCAAACCCGCAUUCCGCUGGCUGCACCACCUCAUGGACAGGCUGAACACCGACAUCGUCUGCAUUCGCCUUGGCAAUGUCCACGUGAUCUCGGUCUCUUGCCCGAAGAUCAGCCUCGAAAUAUUGAAGAAACAAGAUGCAGUUUUCGCAUCUCGGCCGCUUUCGAUGGCGUCCCACAGCUUCAGCGGAGGGUACUUGACCACGGUCCUCGUACCCUUCGGCGAGCAGUGGAAGAAAAUGAGAAGAGUACUGACCUCGGAGAUUAUUUGUCCCGCAAGACAUCGGUUGCUCCACGACAAGAGAGCCGAGGAGGCCGACCACCUCCUUAAGUACGUUUUGAACCAGUGCAAAACCCCUGGAAACCUGGUAAACGUGAGAACUGCAGCCCGGCAUUACUGCGGGAAUGUCAUAAGGAAGCUGAUGUUCAGCAAGAGAUGCUUCGGGGCCGGGAUGGAAGACGGAGGACCCGGUGUCGAAGAGGAAGAGCACGUCGAGGCGCUCUUCGCCGCGCUCGGUUACCUCUUCUGCUUUUCCUUGUCUGACUAUUUUCCUUUCUUAAUAGGGUUUGAUUUGGAGGGGCAUGAAAAGAUUGUGAAGGAGGCAGCCAGGAUCAUGAAGAAGCAUCAUGAUCCAAUAAUUAAUGAAAGGAUUAAGCAAUGGAGGCUGCCAAACCCUAACGAUGGCAAUGCAGAGAAGGAGCCGCAAGACUUGCUUGAUGUUCUCAUUACCCUCAAGGAUACUGAUGGGAAGCCGCUGUUGAAGACAGAUGAGAUCAAGGCACAAAGCGCUGAGAUAAUGAUGGCUGCGGUAGAUAAUCCAUCAAACGCCCUGGAAUGGGCACUGGCAGAAAUGAUGAACGACCCCAAGCUGAUGGAAAAGGCCACAGAAGAAAUCGACAGGGUGGUAGGGAAAGAGAGACUCGUCCAAGAAUCUGACAUCCCGCAUCUCAAUUAUGUGAAGGCCUGCGCCAGAGAAGCCUUCCGCCUCCACCCCAUCGCCCCCUUCAACGUCCCCCACGUGGCACUCUCCGACACCACCGUCGCCGGCUACUUCAUCCCCAAGGGCUCCCACGUCCUCCUCAGCCGCAUCGGCCUCGGCCGAAACCCUAAGGUCUGGGUCGACCCGCUCCGGUUCAACCCCGACCGCCACCUCUCCCCUGACUCCACCGAGGUGGUCCUCACCGAGCCCGACCUGCGGUUCAUCUCCUUCAGCACCGGCAGGCGUGGCUGCAUCGCCGCCACGCUCGGCACCGCCAUGACCGUGAUGCUCUUCGCCAGGCUCAUUCAGGGGUUCACCUGGACUGCUCCGCCCAACGUCACCACCGUCGACCUCGCCGAGGCAGAGAACGACCUUUUCAUGGCAAAAGCACUGAUUGCGCGGGCGACUCCUCGGCUGCCUCUUCAUCUGUACCCUACCAACUGAUUCAUGCGAACCAUUGAAUCUAUUUUAAGCUUUUAAUGUCGUUUGAGCUUCAAGAACCCAAUAAUCAGUUACUUUGUUAUGAGUGAGAGUAUGGCAGUAGCAAUGAUAUUGGAGUUACUAAAAUAAUAAAGCUACCUAGCUAUAUACUAGGGAGACAUUUACAUGCAGAUUAUGGCGUCAGGCGUGCUUUAGAUGUUGGCAGUUCUUCUGUAGGAGUUGUCUCGUCAAGUCGCCGGCGUAAUAAUUUGUCCAGUGGUGUGGUCGGCAGUGAGGCCACGUGUCCAUUAUCUUUUAGCCUUCAUUGGUACUUAGGGUCUUUUGGCAGCUUUCUUACUGCCAUCGUUGGCUGUAAUAUAUAAUGUACUAUAUUUUUUUGCUGAAGGAUCAAUUAAAACAGGAAAGAGAAAA